Molecule: messenger RNA, 2315 nt
Organism: Ictalurus furcatus (blue catfish)
Lineage: Eukaryota; Metazoa; Chordata; Actinopteri; Siluriformes; Ictaluridae
Gene: cpne8
Product: copine VIII
Exons: 20
Coding region: 165-1889 (574 amino acids)
Biological process (GO): cellular response to calcium ion
Cellular component (GO): plasma membrane
Molecular function (GO): calcium-dependent phospholipid binding
Source: RefSeq, a predicted model, not a curated record
AAAUGAGGAAAACACUGAUCACGCCUCCUGGUGCUCUCUCUUUCUCUCCCGCCUGAAUUAGCAGCUCGCCUGUGACGUAGCGCGCGCUUCCGCCGACCCACAGCGGCGCCGAGAAUGGAAAGGAGCUCUCCUCACCAAACGCUCUCUUAGUGCCACAUAAAGCCAUGUCUUCGAGGAACAGUUUCCCGAAUUUGGCGAGUAUCUGCGACUGGGAGCCUCUCAUCUCUGCCAUUCCUGCCACCAAAGUUGAGCUCACGGUGUCGUGCAGAAACCUACUAGACAGAGACACUUUCUCUAAAUCUGAUCCAAUCUGCGUGCUUUACACUCAAACGGUGGCGAGCAGGGAGUGGAGAGAGUUUGGGAGAACAGAGGCUAUCAGUAACACCCUGAACCCAGACUUUGUUCGAAAGUUUAUCCUCGAUUACUUUUUCGAAGAGAGGCAGAACCUACGCUUUGACCUGUAUGACCUCGACUCAAAGAGUGAAAAUCUGUCCAAACAUGACUUCCUGGGCCAGAUGUAUUGUACUCUUGGAGAGGUGGUUGGCUCCACAGGUAGUCGUAUGGAGAGAACACUCAUGGGCAUUCCUGGUAAAAAUUGUGGGACCAUCAUUGUUAAAGCAGAAGAACUUGGAAAUUGUCGGGAAUCAGUAUUGCUGCAAUUUUGUGGAAACAACCUGGAUAAGAAGGACUUUUUCGGCAAGUCAGACCCAUUCCUUGUCUUCUCCCGCAGCAAUGAAGAUGGAACAUACACCGUUUGCCAUAAGACUGAAGUGGUAAAGAACACACUGGACCCUGUGUGGCAGGCCUUUAAAAUCCCAGUUAGAGCGCUGUGCAAUGGAGACUAUGACAGAACAAUAAAAAUUGAGGUGUAUGACUGGGACAGAGAUGGAGGGCAUGACUACAUUGGAGAGUUCAAGACCAGCUAUAGGGAACUGUCCAAAGGCCAGUCUCAGUUCAGUGUUUGGGAAGUAUUAAACAUGAAGAAAAAGAAGAAGAAGAAGAAAUACCUCAAUUCAGGAACUGUGACUCUGCUGUCAUGCCUCAUAGAUGUUGAAGUCACCUUUUUGGAUUAUAUUAAAGGAGGUACUCAGAUUAAUUUCACGGUGGCAAUCGAUUUUACUGCAUCAAAUGGAAACCCAUCCCAGCCUACCUCUCUUCACUACAUGAAUCCAUACCAGCUCAAUGCCUAUGCCUUGGCUCUGAGAGCUGUGGGUGAGAUCAUUCAGGACUAUGACAGUGAUAAGAUGUUUCCUGCACUGGGGUUUGGAGCAAAGCUGCCUCCUGAUGGCAGGGUAUCACAUGAGUUUGCCUUGAAUGGGAACCCAGAAAACCCAUACUGCAGCGGUAUUGAAGGAGUAAUAGAGGCAUAUUACCAGAGUCUGAAGAGCGUACGUCUCUACGGUCCCACAUAUUUCUCACCCAUUAUUAAUCAUGUUGCAAGGUAUGCAUCAUUAAUAAAGGAUGGCUCAGAGUACUUCAUCCUCCUCAUCAUUUCAGAUGGAGUUAUCUCUGACAUGGCUCAGACCAAGGAAUCCAUUGUAAAUGCUUCCUGUCUUCCAAUGUCAAUUAUAAUAGUGGGAGUUGGAUCAGCUGAAUUUGAUGAAAUGGUUGAAUUGGAUGGGGAUGAAGUCAGGAUCUCCUCAAGAGGAAGGUUUGCAGAAAGAGAUAUUGUACAGUUUGUUCCUUUCCGAGACUACAUUGAUCCAAGAGGGAAUCACAUCCUCAGCAUGGCCCGUCUGGCCAAAGAUGUCCUGGCUGAAAUUCCAGACCAGUUCCUACACUACAUGAGAACCAGAGGCAUCAAACCAAGCUUAACGCCUUCUGCUCACUCUUCCAAACCACUGACACCACUGUCUCACUCUGCAGAGUCAUUACAGACGCAGAUCUGAAGGGGACCAUGGUGGUGCAUUGGCUCGUGUACUUAGUUUUCCGCACUUGGUCGAGUAUUAGGUUUUCUGAAUCAUACAGUGGCUGAGUUAGGGAGCCAACAGAGACUUCUACUUUAAAAUCUGAAUAUGACAAUUAAUAACACAGCUCUCAUUUAUGAGUUUGAUCAUGUGAGAGGUUUAUUUCUAACUAAAACAAUCAUCGUUAUAUGCCUCAUACUUUUUGUCUUUUCUUUCAAACGACUGGCUGAGCUAUGAACAAAAUGUUUACAGUGUUUGUGAUUUAUACAAGCAGAUAAUUAUAUACCUCAUGUACACUGAAGGAGCUGAAGCUUUUUGUAAUGUACCACUUCCUGUAUUUAAAGGAGAGUGAGCAUGUUUCGAAGAUAGUGUUCAGUCUCUUCAGUUUUAUUACUAACCAUUCUGGUU